This is a messenger RNA of Centruroides sculpturatus (bark scorpion), 749 nucleotides long. RefSeq names its product lachesin-like. Gene Ontology annotation, cellular component: neuron projection. Lineage: Eukaryota; Metazoa; Arthropoda; Arachnida; Scorpiones; Buthidae. The transcript has 5 exons. The record is from RefSeq and is a predicted model, not a curated record. Bases 111 to 656 code for a protein of 181 amino acids.
UCGCUAUACCUUUGACACGCUGACUAUCCCAAAGGUCGUAGAAUUCUACUUUAUAGGUAACACUACACAGCGGGGAGGAACUCAACAUUAUCCGUGUGUCGAGGUUUCAUAUGGGAGCCUAUCUGUGUGUUGCUUCCAAUGGGGUGCCACCCGCCAUCAGCCGCAGAAUCUACCUAGAAGUGACAUUUCCUCCAAUGAUAUGGAUCCCAAAUCAGCUGGUAGGUGCUGCUGAAUCUUCGGAUGUUGAAUUGGAAUGCCAUACAGAAGCGUAUCCUCUGUCUUCCAAUUCCUGGCUACGUAAAAACGAUAUGGUUAUAACUGAUAGCGAUAAAUUUGAUAUCUACAUAUCACAAAAUACGUACAAGGUGCAUAUGAAACUAACUAUUCGUAACCUCAGAGCGAAAGAUUAUGGUGCUUAUAAAUGUGUUGCCAAAAAUACGUUAGGAGAAACUGAGGGGUCUAUCACCUUAUAUAAAAUAGAUGCUCCCACAUUUACAAGAAGACCACCUUUAAUUUCUCAACCUACAAGUAUGCCAAAUAAAAACACUGCCUCUUCUGAAGAAAGACAGCAAGUUUCAGUAGAAGACAAGGAUUAUAAUCCUAAACCACAUUUGCCUGGAAACCAACAAAAGUACGGAGAGGGAAGAGGUAUGUAACUUAUGGUAAUUAGAUUUUCCAUUCUUUUUUCUGUUAAUAAUUUUUUUUUAAAUAUUUUAAAAUCCCUAUAAAACAUUGAUAGCUUCUUUAAA